AUGGGCGAUUAUAACAAAGCAGAGUUCUUGAACUUCAUUGGCGACUCCAUCGUCAGCCUGCAGAACUGGAAUAGUGGAAGAGGUGUACGUCCCCAUAUACUGCUUGGUCAGAUGCGUGAAAUGUCCGAUACGAUGCUUGCCUAUUCCACCUCGCUUCCACCGGGUGAAGCUGCAACCGCUUGCGAGAAGACUGCUCGUUAUCUUGUGGCUAUUAGGGUCAGCCUUACGCAAACAGGGCUCACAGACACGAUCAAACUCAAUAUGAGAAGGGCUUCCCAUUUGUGUAGCCAUAUCUUGUCUGGAGACCUCCCUGUGGAUUUCUCGAGUUGUCCUUGUUGCUGCAAGAAAUGCGGUAAGAAGGGUAAGAAAGAUACUGCAAACCAUGUGAAGGAGGAAAAGAAUGCGGCAGGGGCGAGCAAAGAGGUAAAGGCGAGCAAAGAUGUGAAGGUGAGCAAGGAGGCCGAGCCCGAGGCAGAGGUAAGCGAUGUUUCCGAAGCAGGCAGCGCGGCGGAGGAGAGCGAUGUGUCGAAGGAAAGCAGCACGGCGGAGUAA
Penicillium cataractarum is the source of this 552-nucleotide messenger RNA. RefSeq lists its product as uncharacterized. NCBI's taxonomy places the organism in Eukaryota, Fungi, Ascomycota, Eurotiomycetes, Eurotiales, Aspergillaceae. Bases 1 to 552 code for a protein of 183 amino acids. The transcript has a single exon. The record is from RefSeq and is a predicted model, not a curated record.